AGACGCGCAGAUCUGCAUGAUGCGGUUAGUGUCUCUUAUCCUACUGGCCCUUAAAGCAAUACAUAGUCUGGAGUGCCGAGCCUGCUGCCCAUACUCACAACAUCACUUCUGUGCGUUUUCAGUUCUUGUUACUCUUUGAGAGAGUGUGUUGAAUUCCUUUCUUUCUUCGUCUCUUUUUCUUGUUCAUCGUCGCCGGCGACGGGACUGCUGGCAAGUCUGGGAUUACUCCACACGUUCCUUGAACUAAACAUACAUUCUUUGUAAUCUUUGCAAUGGCCGAUACGGAGAAGCCUCAGUGUGGCAGCGAGGCGGAUGCUGCCGCUUACGACUUUCCCCUGCACGUUGCUGCAGUUUUCAUCGUCUUCUUCGCUUCCAUCUUCGGUGCUGGGUUUCCAGUAGUGGCGAAGAAGAUCAAGUGGAUGAAGAUCCCACCGAAAGUCUUCUUCUUCUGCAAGCACUUCGGUACUGGUGUUCUAAUCGCUACUGCUUUCGUCCAUCUACUGCCGACUGCCUUUGCGUCGCUCAACGACCCAUGCCUGCCGGAUCUAUUCACCGACGACUACCCCGCUCUACCAGGUGUGAUCAUGAUGGGUUCACUCUUCAUUCUCUUUACGAUUGAGAUGUGGCUUCAUGCAAAGACUGGCGGUCACAGCCACGGUGGCGCAACAGGAGAGGCAUUCAACGGCGCACAGCACUCUCAACACUCCACCACUGGCAUCCAGGCAGCCUUCAACAACCCCAUCCGACGAGUCGAGAGCUACGAUUCGCAGAGGACAAUGCUUGCUCAGCGGGACGAGAAGCGAGGAUGGGUCGAGGAGUCAACAUACCCCGUGGACAACUUCCCAUUCCCCAAGAGCGGCAGCGACGAGCUCGAAGCCAAGUCCGAGAUGCCACCAUGGUUCAUCGUCUUCUACGAGCAAUACGUGCGUCAGCGCGACGAGAUGCUUGCCACGAUCAACCGUGCCAUGCCUCCUAUGCCAUCAUACCAGCAACAGCAGGCUCCUCAGCAACCCGAGGCCAACUCGUACUUUGACGACGAUGUCGAGCAGGCUGUCGAUCCUAUGGUUCUCAAGAAGCAAUCCAUGCAAAUCACGCUCAUCGAGGGUGGUAUUCUGUUCCACUCCGUCUUCGUCGGUAUGACCAUCUCUAUCACAGCCGAGGGUUUCAUCAUCCUGCUCAUCGCCAUUGUCUUCCAUCAGAUGUUCGAGGGUCUUGGUCUCGGCACGCGUAUCGCGGAUGUUCCUUACCCCAAGAACAGCUGGAAGCCCUGGGCUCUCGUUGUUGCUUUCGGUACUACCGCGCCCAUUGGCCAGGCUAUUGGACUCUUUACUCGGGGAUCUUACGACCCCAAUUCGGCAUUUGGUCUCAUUAUCGUCGGAGUGUUCAACGCUAUCUCGUCUGGUCUUCUCAUCUACGCUGCGCUCGUCGAUCUGUUGGCCGAGGACUUCCUUUCCGAAGAGGCUCAGCACACAAUGACCGGCAAGACCAAGACUACUGCGUUCAUCUACGUCCUCAUGGGCGCAGCCGGUAUGUCCAUUGUCGGAGCUUUCGCCUAAGCGCGCUGGGUAUGGGCUACUGUUUUGCAGUACCCAUCGACCUUCAGCUUCGCCGAGCUUUACUGCACUACGCGCGACGCUUUUCCUUCCUAUCUAGACAAGAUCUGCCACAACAGCCUGGCAGAAUGAUC
Molecule: messenger RNA, 1687 nt
Organism: Alternaria rosae
Lineage: Eukaryota; Fungi; Ascomycota; Dothideomycetes; Pleosporales; Pleosporaceae
Product: Fe transport protein 3
Exons: 2
Coding region: 273-1556 (427 amino acids)
Biological process (GO): zinc ion transmembrane transport
Cellular component (GO): plasma membrane
Molecular function (GO): zinc ion transmembrane transporter activity
Source: RefSeq, a predicted model, not a curated record